AUGCAAAUCAAGUGGUUGGAUGACCUUCUGGCAAUUGCCGAAUGGAAAAACUUUUCGCGUGCAGCCGAAAUCCGCUGCGUGACUCAGUCAGCGUUGUCUCGACGUAUCAAGUCACUUGAAGAAUGGGUAGGUGCAGAGCUGGUGGAUCGUGGCACCUAUCCUGUCCAGCUCACCCCGGCUGGCCGAACAUUUUGUGAAGAAAGCCGCGAGGCAUUGGCGGGUUUAAUGAGAUUGCGCUCAAGCCUUCGCGAGGUAGAGCGAAUGCCCGGUCGAUCCAUCCAAAUCACUGCCGGCCACAGCCUUUCCAUGACCUUCUUGCCGAGAUGGCUCAAGCAGUUUCAGCAGCACAACGAGCAAUUCAAUGCGCGGGUCGUUGCCGCCAAUAUCCACGAUGCGGUCAUAGCUCUGGAAGAAGGCAGCUGCGAUCUGAUGAUCGUCUAUCAACACCCCUUGGCACCCAUUCUUCUCGACUCGGAAAGGUUCGGGAGUUUGACCUUAGGGCAUGACGCGUUCAUUCCAUUGUGCGCACCUAACAAGGAUGGUACUCCGCUGUAUCCCUUGCCAGGAACUUCCAGCAAAACAGUUCCUCAUCUCGCCUACACAGCUACGACUUUUCUAGGUCGUGUUGCCGACAUCGUCAUCAAGAAUGGCCCGACUGCAUGCAUGCUGGAGCGGUGCUACGAAGCGGAUAUGACAAUGCUACUGAUGCGAAUGGCAGUAGAGGGCUACGGAGUAGCGUGGCUGCCCCAAAGCGCGGUCAUAGACGAACUGCAGCGAGGGCAGUUGGUGAAAGCGGGUGGUGAUGAAUGGAGCACGCGACUGGAGAUUCGCUCCUACAGCUCAAUCGACAACAAGAACCCGACAAUGCGCAACCUUUGGAAGACGCUCGAAGGUGCAUCACGUAGCUUCCCGGGCCAUCAAACUGAA
Molecule: messenger RNA, 927 nt
Organism: Mesorhabditis spiculigera
Lineage: Eukaryota; Metazoa; Nematoda; Chromadorea; Rhabditida; Rhabditidae
Source: the annotation of a GenBank genome assembly